UGGAAGAGAAUAAAAAGAAAAGGGAGAGGAGGAGGGCGAGCAACGUCGGGAGAAGGGAAGAAGAGGAGUGGUCGUUUCUUGGAUAACCGAAUCCUGCAAAAUGGCAUUGUCCCUGCCUCUCUCUCCCGUCUCCAUUCCCACCCAAAAGACCUCCAUCUCCGGCCACUUCGCUGCUGGCGUCACUCCCUUCGCUUCCUGCUCCACGACCAACCAUUCCUUCUUCCAGCAAGUGUCUCGCCACCUCCAUGCAGCCGCCGGAAAAGGCUGCCGUCCCGUCGCCUCCAUGGCCGGCACAGGAAAGUUCUUUGUUGGAGGAAACUGGAAAUGUAAUGGAACAAAAGAUUCCAUCAGCAAGCUUGUUUCUGACUUGAACAAUGCACAAAUUGAGGAUGAUGUUGAUGUUGUUGUUGCACCCCCAUUCAUAUACGUUGAUCAGGUGAAGAAUUCAUUAACUGAUCGGAUUGACAUUUCUGCACAAAAUUCUUGGGUUGGUAAAGGUGGUGCUUUCACUGGAGAAAUCAGUGCAGAACAGUUGAAAGAUAUUGGUUGCAACUGGGUUAUUCUGGGCCAUUCAGAAAGGAGGCAUAUUAUAGGGGAGAAUGAUGAGUUUAUUGGAAGCAAAGCUGCUUAUGCUUUGAGUCAGAACCUGAAGGUGAUAGCUUGUAUUGGUGAAUUGCUGGAAGAAAGAGAAGCUGGCAAAACAUUUGAUGUCUGUUUCAAACAGUUGAAGGCUUUUGCAGACAAAGUAUCCAGCUGGGAUGAUAUAGUAAUUGCUUAUGAGCCUGUUUGGGCUAUCGGCACGGGAAAAGUUGCUACCCCUCAGCAGGCACAAGAGGUCCAUGCCGCUGUUCGUGAUUGGAUGAAGAAGAAUGUGUCAGCUGAUGUUUCUUCAAGGACUAGAAUCAUAUAUGGAGGCUCUGUAAAUGGUAACAACUGUGGGGAGCUUGCGAAGCAGGAGGAUAUUGAUGGGUUCCUUGUUGGCGGUGCAUCCUUGAAGGGUCCAGAAUUUUCCACCAUUGUCAAUUCUGUAACUUCAAAGAAGGUCACUGUGUAAGAGGAUUGCAUGCUCGAUGACGGUCUAGCAGACUAGAAGGCAGGCAAUUGAUAUUUAGGAGUUUUGAUCCUUUUUGUUGUUUUCGAAUAAAAGAAUGGCAUAUGCACUGUUUUUGGUGAUUUUUCCAAGAAGCAAGAGUAGGAAAAGAACUGUUCAGUC
This is a messenger RNA of Nymphaea colorata (pocket water lily), 1213 nucleotides long. RefSeq names its product triosephosphate isomerase, chloroplastic-like. Gene Ontology annotation, biological process: glycerol catabolic process; glyceraldehyde-3-phosphate biosynthetic process; gluconeogenesis. Gene Ontology annotation, cellular component: cytosol. Bases 101 to 1054 code for a protein of 317 amino acids. The record is from RefSeq and is a predicted model, not a curated record. The transcript is spliced from 9 exons. Lineage: Eukaryota; Viridiplantae; Streptophyta; Magnoliopsida; Nymphaeales; Nymphaeaceae. Gene Ontology annotation, molecular function: triose-phosphate isomerase activity.